Caenorhabditis elegans is the source of this 1170-nucleotide messenger RNA. It is a transcript of the gene tpi-1, whose product is annotated as Triosephosphate isomerase. NCBI's taxonomy places the organism in Eukaryota, Metazoa, Nematoda, Chromadorea, Rhabditida, Rhabditidae. The record is from RefSeq and is marked reviewed. Bases 8 to 751 code for a protein of 247 amino acids. Gene Ontology annotation, biological process: gluconeogenesis; glycolytic process. Gene Ontology annotation, cellular component: cytoplasm. Gene Ontology annotation, molecular function: methylglyoxal synthase activity; triose-phosphate isomerase activity. The transcript is spliced from 3 exons.
AAUCAAGAUGACUCGCAAGUUCUUCGUCGGAGGAAACUGGAAGAUGAACGGAGACUAUGCCUCCGUCGAUGGUAUCGUCACCUUCCUCAACGCCUCAGCCGACAAUUCCUCCGUUGAUGUCGUCGUUGCUCCACCAGCUCCAUAUCUGGCCUACGCUAAAUCCAAGCUUAAAGCCGGUGUGCUUGUCGCCGCACAAAACUGCUACAAAGUGCCAAAGGGAGCAUUCACCGGGGAAAUUUCGCCGGCAAUGAUCAAGGAUCUUGGAUUGGAAUGGGUGAUCCUCGGACACUCGGAACGUCGUCAUGUCUUUGGAGAAAGCGAUGCUCUGAUCGCUGAGAAGACCGUGCAUGCUCUCGAGGCUGGAAUUAAGGUCGUUUUCUGCAUUGGGGAGAAGCUCGAGGAGCGUGAAGCCGGACACACCAAGGAUGUAAACUUCCGUCAACUUCAAGCCAUCGUCGACAAGGGUGUCAGCUGGGAGAACAUUGUGAUCGCCUACGAACCAGUUUGGGCCAUCGGAACCGGAAAGACUGCUUCUGGAGAACAAGCCCAGGAGGUUCAUGAAUGGAUCCGUGCAUUCCUCAAAGAGAAGGUCUCACCAGCUGUCGCCGAUGCCACGAGAAUCAUUUAUGGAGGAUCUGUGACUGCUGACAAUGCGGCUGAGCUUGGAAAGAAGCCGGAUAUCGAUGGAUUCUUGGUCGGUGGAGCAUCGUUGAAACCCGAUUUUGUCAAGAUUAUCAACGCCAGAUCUUAAAUUAUUAUUUAUUUCCCCCUAUUUCACAGAUUUUUCCGGAUUUCCACUGAUUUUUCACCGAUUCCCCUAAAUUUUGGUCGUAAAAUUGGUUGAUUUUCAUUGAUUCCCCUAAUUUUUAGCCGUAAAAUUAGCUGAUUUUUCCCGGAAUUUCAGCUUCAAAAUUGUAGAAUUUCCCUUAGUUUUCCCCAAUUUUCCCCCAGAUUUCCUCUAAAUUAUAUUGUAAAAUUAGCUGAUUUUCAUCAAUUUUCCCGGAAUUUUGACCGAAAAAAAUCCAAAAUUUGGGUGAAUUCGUGAAUUUUUUGGCUUGAAAUUUGGCUUUUUCCUCUCUACAGUGUAGAUAUUAGUAGCAGCUUUUUUUUCCAGUAUUUUUGAUAUUCAAAACCUAUAUAUAUUUAUAUAAAUAAAUUUCUUGCCGACAA